AUGUUUAUCAAGCAGGUUAUAAUCCAGGGUUUUCGUUCAUAUCGUGAUGAAACAAUUAUCGAACCAUUUAGUCAGCGAUAUAAUAUUAUCGUCGGACGAAACGGUUGUGGAAAAUCGAACUUUUUCUUUGCCAUUCAAUUUGUUUUAAGUGAUGAAUUUAGUAAUUUAUCAGCCGAAGGUCGUUAUAAUUUAAUGCAUGAAGGUAUUAAUAGUCGAGCAUUGAAUGCUUAUGUUGAAAUCAUUUUCGAUAAUUCUGACAGUCGUAUUAUGAUUGAUAAACCUGAAAUAGCUGUACGACGACAGAUCAGUGGUAAAAAAGACAAUUAUUUUCUUGAUCGUAAAGUUGUCAACAAAACGGAUAUAAUCAAUAUGCUUGAAGGUGCAGGAUUUUCACGAUCAAAUCCUUAUUAUAUUGUUAAACAAGGCAAAAUAACUCAAAUGGCUAUUGCACCAGAUGCAAAUCGACUUCAAUUAUUACGUGAAGUAGCUGGUACCAAAGUUUAUGAUGAAAAGAAGCAAGAAAGUGAAGCUAUAUUAGCUGAAACAGAGGAACGCCGAAAGAAAAUAGCCGAUCUGUUGAAAGCUAUCGAAGAACGUUUAUUGAGUCUUGAAACUGAAAAAGAAGAACUUAAACAAUAUCAAAAAUGGGAUAGAUCAAAACGUGGAUUGGAAUGUGCUAUUUGCAUGGCGGAAUGUGAAGAAGCAAAAAAACGAAUUGACGAAAUUGUUGCAAAAAUGAAUGGUGCUACACAAAAGAUCGAACAAUUGGAAAGUGAUCGUUUGUCUGUAACUGAAUUAGUUCAACAAAAUAUGGAUUCCAUAACAGAACUUAAACAACGUUUGCAAACGCAACAAAUCGAACGGGAAACGUUAAUUGUUGAUAACAAGGACAAUUUUCAACGCAAAGCCCAAAUUGAACUUGAAUUACAAGAUCUUCAAGGUGAAACUGAACAACGUGAUGUAAAACGAGAUGACUUGAAAAGAGAACUUGCCAAAUACGACAAAUUAUUAACUGAAAGUGAACAACAGUUAGCUAAAAUUCUUCCAAACUACGAUCUACUACGUCGUGAAGAAGAACAAAAAACAGCACAACGUGAUCUUGCUGAAGAAAAACGUAAAGAAUUAUUUGCUAAGCGUGGUCGUGGAAAUCAAUUUGGAUCGAAAGAAGACCGUGAUAAAUGGAUUCGCCUUGAACUUAAAUCAUUAAACAAAGCCAUACAUGAUAAACGUGAACAAAUGCAACGUUUAAAAAAAGAAUUGGAAGAUGAAACAAUAAAAUCACGUGAAAUUGAAGAACAACUUCGACAAAUUGCUGACAACGGAAACGAACAACGUUCUCAUAUGGACAAUGUCAGUACACGUGUGCGAGAUCUUCGACAAAAGAAAAGUGAUAUUGCUGGUCAAAAAACAGAUUUGGCACGUAAAGAAACACAAUUACACAUGCAACUCAGUCAAACGCGAGAUGAACUACGAAAAAGUCAAGAUUCGCUUCGAUCAAUUAUGAAUAAAGGCGCAGCGUCAGGUGCUGAUGGUAUACAACGACUUCUUCGUCAAUAUACUGAUGAAAAUCGUAAUCUCGAUAUUGUCAAAGCAUAUCAUGGUACUUUAAUUGAAAAUAUCGAAUGUGAUCCAGCAUUUUAUACCGCUGUUGAAGUUAUUGCCGGUAAUCGACUUAAUUAUCAUAUCGUCGAUAACGAUGUUGUUGCAACACGUUUAGUCAAAGAAUUCAAUAAUGCUCGACAACGUGGUGAAAUUCAUUUCUUACCAUUGAACGUUUUAGAGGUUCACAAUAAUACAAUGUCACAUAUCAAUGGUGCUUCGCCUUUAAUUGAUCAACUUCAAUGGGUGCCAAAAGUGGAAAAAGCCGUUCGUCAUGUAUUUAAUCGUAUUAUGCUCUGCGAAGAUUUCAAUUCAGCUACACGUACAGCUCGACAAUAUGACGUCGAUUGUGUGACAUUAGACGGUGAUCAAGUUCAACGAAAAGGUGCAUUGACAGGUGGUUAUAUUGAUAAGCGAAUAUCACGAUUGGAGUUACAAGGUGCAAUAAAACAAUUGCGAAGCACACUAACUAAAUAUGAAGAAGAAUACGACAAACUUCGUCAGGAAAUAACACAUAUUGAUAAUGAACAUAAUAAUAUUAUGACAGAAUUACAACGUGAAGACAUGAAAUCGAAGAAAAACUGGGACAACUAUGAACAAAUGAAAUCGGAUUCUAAGCAUCUUCAGUCAGAAUUAGAUCGUAUUAUUACUCAUCGUCCUACAAAGGAACGUCAAUUGAAUACACUUCAUGCUACUAUCGAACAAUUUUGUGCCAAAGAAGAAUCAUUACAAUCUGAACUGGGCAGUGAUCUUAUCUCACAGUUAACUGUAGAAGAGCAAGCUACUAUUGAUCGACUCAACAAUACUAUUGAGUAUAUAACACAAGAAUUAAAAGAAAUUAUUCGAAAACGUGUUGAACUCGAAGGCACUAAAACAAGACUCGAACAUCAAAUUUCAAAUAAUUAUCGAAAAAAUCGUGAUCGUAUCAGCACGGAUCUUGAACGACUUCAUGUUGAAAAUGUUCGUAGUGUUAUUGAAGAACUUGAACGUGAAUAUACCAUUCUAUCGGACAAACUUAAUGAACAUGAAAAGCAAACUGAUGCCAUUGAUCGAAUCAUCAACAACUUAGAUCGAGAACUAAAAGCAAAACAAAAAGAGCUUGAACAAUUAAAAAAUUCAGAUAAAGAUAUUGAUGAACGUAUAAAUGAAGAAAAACGCAAUACCGACAAAUACGAAGUUAAAUUACGUAAUGCACAGAAUAAGCUUGAUGAAAGUACCAAACGUCAGAAUGAUAUCGGAGUUCCACCGGAUGGACUUGAAAAAUACAAGGAAAUUCCAACAAAACAACUUCAACGUGAUCUUGAUCGUGCUGUUGUUGAAUUGAAAAAAUAUGCCCAUGUCAAUAAAAAGGCACUCGAUCAAUUUCUUCAAUUUAGUGAUGAGCGUGAUAAAUUAACAAAUCGUAAAGCUGAAAUCGAUGAAGCACAUCGACACAUUGUUGAUUUAAUCGAAAGUCUUGAUAAUAAACGAUUUGAAACAAUACAAUUUACAUUCAAACAAGUUUCAUUAUAUUUUACUGAAGUUUUUAAACGACUCGUACCUGAAGGAACAGCUCAUUUAGUCAUUAAAAAAGGCGACAAUGAGGAUUAUGAUAGUGAACAAGUUUCAUCUCAAAGUUCCGGACAACAAAUGUCUGUCGACGAUUUUACAGGUGUUGGUAUUAAGGUCUCAUUUAAUGGUCGUGCCAAUGAAAUGCGCGAUAUGCAACAAUUAUCUGGUGGUCAAAAAUCACUUGUUGCAUUAGCAUUAAUUUUUGCAAUACAAAAAUGUGAUCCAGCCCCAUUUUAUUUAUUCGAUGAAAUCGAUCAAGCACUAGAUCCACAAUAUCGACAUGCAGUUGCAGAUAUGAUUAAUGAAUUAAGUCAAAAAGCGCAAUUUAUCAUAACAACAUUUGGUCCGGAUUUACUUAAGUAUGGAGAUAAAUUUUAUGGUAUUACAUAUCGUAAUAAAGUUAGUCAAAUACGAUCGGUGACACGAGACGAAGCAUUAGAAUUUGUCGAAGACAAUGAUGCACAAAAUCAAGUUGCACAAGCAGCAGUUGCAACAACGGCAGUUCAAAACUAA
Molecule: messenger RNA, 3663 nt
Organism: Rotaria socialis
Lineage: Eukaryota; Metazoa; Rotifera; Eurotatoria; Philodinida; Philodinidae
Source: the annotation of a GenBank genome assembly